Molecule: messenger RNA, 3045 nt
Organism: Urocitellus parryii (Arctic ground squirrel)
Lineage: Eukaryota; Metazoa; Chordata; Mammalia; Rodentia; Sciuridae
Source: RefSeq, a predicted model, not a curated record
AUGGCCUCCGAGUCGGUGAAGGUGGUGGUGCGCUGCCGGCCCAUGAACCAGCGCGAGCGGGAGCUGAACUGCCAGGCCGUGGUGACGGUGGACUGCGCGCGCGGCCAGUGCUUCCUCCAGAACCCGGGCGCCGCCGACGAGCCCCCCAAGCAGUUCACCUUCGACGGCGCCUACUACAUGGACCACGUCACCGAGCAGAUCUACAACGAGAUCGCCUACCCGCUGGUGGAGGGAGUCACCGAGGGCUACAAUGGCACCAUCUUUGCCUACGGCCAGACGGGCAGCGGAAAGUCCUUCACCAUGCAGGGCCUGCCAGAUCCACCGUCCCAGAGAGGCAUCAUCCCCAGGGCCUUUGAGCACGUGUUUGAGAGUGUUCAGUGUGCAGAGAACACCAAGUUUCUGGUCCGGGCCUCUUACCUGGAGAUCUACAAUGAAGAUGUCCGUGACCUGCUGGGGGCUGAUACCAAGCAGAAGCUGGAGCUGAAGGAGCACCCGGAGAAGGGUGUGUACGUGAAGGGGCUGUCCCUGCACACGGUGCACAGCGUGGCCCAGUGCGAGCGCAUCAUGGAGACGGGCUGGAAGAACCGCUCGGUGGGCUACACCCUGAUGAACAAGGACUCCUCGCGCUCCCACUCCAUCUUCACCAUCAGCAUCGAGAUCUACGCCGUGGACGAGCGGGGCAAGGACCACCUCCGAGCCGGCAAGCUGAACCUGGUGGACCUGGCAGGCAGUGAGCGGCAGUCCAAGACGGGGGCCACCGGGGAGCGGCUCAAGGAGGCCACCAAGAUCAACCUGUCGCUGUCUGCCCUGGGCAACGUCAUCUCGGCGCUGGUAGACGGGCGCUGCAAGCACAUCCCCUACCGCGACUCCAAGCUGACGCGGCUGCUGCAGGACUCCCUGGGCGGCAACACCAAGACGCUGAUGGUGGCCUGCCUGUCCCCCGCCGACAACAAUUACGACGAGACCCUCAGCACGCUGCGCUACGCCAACCGGGCCAAGAACAUCAAGAACAAACCGCGCAUCAAUGAGGACCCCAAGGACGCCCUCCUCCGGGAGUACCAGGAGGAGAUCAAGAGGCUCAAGGCCAUCCUGGCGCAGCAGAUGAGCCCCAGCAGCCUGGCAGCUCUGCUGUCCAGCCAGGCACCCCCAAAGCCUGUCCAGGUUGAGGAGAAGCCCUGGCCCACCCCUGUGAUCCAACAAGACACAGAGGCGGAGAAGCAGCUAAUUCGGGAGGAGUACGAGGAGCGCCUGGCCCGGCUGAAGGCUGAUUAUGAGGCAGAGCAGGAGUCCCGGGCCAGGCUGGAGGAAGACAUCACUGCCAUGCGCAACUCCUAUGAUAUGAAGCUGUCCACGCUGGAGGAGAACCUGCGGAAGGAGACAGAGGCUGUCCUGAAGGCAGAAGUCCUCURCAAGGCCGAGGUCAUAUCCAGGGCCGAGUUUGCCAACACGACMGAGCAGCCACCAGCGUUCCAGUACGAGCUGGCGGCAAAGCCCGAGGUCUUCUCCAUGCCCCAGGAGCCGUCUAAGUGUGAGGUUUCCUGGGCAUCGGAGUCAUCCCCGCUGGACUCCUCCAUGUCUGAGGCCUUACCUGGUGCCGAGGAGUUCUCCAAUGGAGAGUUCUCUGUGCCCGAGGAGGAGCCCCGGGACAAGUACUUCCUGGAUGACUAUCUCGGCCAGGCGGCUGCUGGGUCCCCGCUGGAGGAAGAGAGCGCUGUCCAGGGGGAGGGACUGUCCAUGCUGCAGCUGUUGCCAAGCCUGCAGGACCCGUUCGCCGAGGUGGAGCUCAAGCUGGCCAGACUGUCCUCCACUGUGGCCAGGAUAGACGUACCCCAGCCAGGCGCACCCCAGGUCCCCGAGCAGCACCCCUCCCCACCAGAACUGCUGGAGCCCAGUGACACCAGUUCGGAAGCAGAAGUAUCCAGUGACCUCCCACUCAGCACCGAAGUGGAUCUAGUCACAGAGGUGACAAAUGAGGUGGAGUCCACAGCASAGCCUGGCUCUUGGAUGGAGGCUGAGGCUGAGGCGGCCCAGGGGACCCAGCCUCAGCCCCUGCAUCCUGUGGGGAGCUUGAGAAAGGAGAACGUGGGUGUGGAGGUGGCUGUGCUGACUGAGGAGCUGCUGGAUCAGCAGAAGGUGCUGGCCCGCCUGCAGUUGCUGGAGCAGCAGGUGGUGGGCGGGGAGCAGGCCAAGAACAAGGACCUGAAGGAGAAGCACAAGCGGCGGAAGCGGUACGCGGACGAGCGCAAAAAGCAGCUGGUGGCGGCGCUGCAGAACUCGGACGAGGACAGCGGGGACUGGGUGCUGCUCAACGUCUACGACUCCAUCCAAGAGGAAGUGAGGGCCAAGAGCAAGCUGCUGGAGAAGAUGCAGAAGAAGCUCCGGGCGGCAGAAGUGGAAAUCAAAGAUCUGCAGUCAGAAUUCCAGCUGGAGAAGAUAGAUUAUCUGGCCACUAUCCGUCGCCAGGAGCGCGACUCCAUGCUCUUCCAGCAACUUCUGGAACAGGUGCAGCCCCUGAUCCGCAGGGACUGCAACUACAGCAACCUGGAUAGGAUUCGGCGCGAGUCAUGCUGGGAUGAGGAGAGUGGCUUCUGGAAGAUCCCAGAGCCCAUCAUCAUUAAAACCAGCCUUCCAGUAGCAGUUCCAACUGGGCAACAGAACAAGUCAGCCCGCAAGACCUCUGCACCUGACAACGGGGAGCCAAACAUGGAGGAAGACCGCUACAAGCUGAUGCUCAGUCGGAGUGACAGUGAACAUAUUGCCAGUAACUACUUCCGUCCCAAGCGGGCCAACCAGAUCCUCAGUUCAGAUCCCAUGAAGAGCCUCACUCAUCACAACUCACCGCCAGGCCUCGGCUCCCCGCUCAGCAACAACUCUGCCAUCCCGCUUGCUCAGGCCCCUGAAAUGCCCCAGCCCCGGCCCUUCCGCCUCGAGUCCCUCGACAUCCCCUUCACCAAAGCUAGGCGGAAGAAAAGCAAAAGCAACUUUGGCAGUGAGCCUCUGUGAUGGCAGCUGCCCGCUACCACCUGCCUUUAGGCUCCAAGAAAC